CUUCUGAAAGAGAGGAAAGUGGUACCGACAAAACCAGUGUUCCAUUGGCGGACAGACAAAGCUGCACGACGCCUGUUUUCUUCAGUCGACCGCAUAUGUCGUCAACGCUGCUACUUUGAGAGCUAAAGCUUGAAGCAAGUAAAAAGAAGUGCUAAACAGCUUCCGAACCUGAACUGAGUUUGAUGGUUGAAAUUUAAUUUGAACUGUUAGCUUUGUAGUUUUGUAAUGAGUUCUUCAUUACUUCCUAAACAUGUAGCUGCAGUUGUAAAGCACCAAAAGGACCCUUUAAAGGCGCUUGAAAUGUUCAAUUCAGUUAAAAAAGAAGAUGGGUUUAAGCACACAUUGUCAACUUAUAAAUGCAUGAUUGAUAAGCUUGGUUUUCAUGGUAAUUUUGAGGAAAUGGAAAAUGUACUUUUAGAGAUGAGAACAAAGAUUGAUAAUACUUUGCUAGAGGGAGUGUAUAUUGGAGUCAUGAGGAAUUAUGGUCGUAAAGGCAAGGUUCAAGAUGCUGUUGAUGUGUUUGAGAGGAUGGAUUUUUAUAAUUGUGAGGCAACGGUUUUAUCUUAUAAUGCAAUUAUGAAUAUAUUGGUUGAAUAUGGAUAUUUUAAUCAAGUGCAUAAAGUAUACAUGAGAAUGAGGGAUAAAGAAAUUGCUCCUGAUGUGUACACAUUCACAAUUCGGAUAAAGUCUUUUUGCAGAGCAAGGAGGCCACAUGCUGGUUUGAGGCUUCUCAAGAACAUGCCUUCUCAUGGCUGUGAAAUCAAUGCAGUUGCAUAUUGUACAGUUAUAGGUGGGUUUUAUGAGGAGAACUAUCAUGUUGAGGCAUAUGAAUUGUUUGAUGAGAUGCUUAGGUUAGGAUUUUUUCCUGAUAUCACUACAUUUAAUAAACUUAUACAUACUCUUUGCAAGAAGGGAGAUGUGCGAGAAAGUGAAAAGUUGCUUGAUAAGGUUCUGAAGAGGGGAGUGUCUCCUAAUUUGUUCACAUACAAUAUUUUUAUCUGGGGUCUUUGUAAAAGAGGUGCUUUCAGUGAGGCCAUCAGUUUGUUGGAUAUUUUGGCAAGGGAAGAUUUAACCCCUGAUGUUGUCACUUAUAACACAUUAAUCUGUGGAUUAUGUAAGAACUCUAAGGUUGUGGAAGCUGAGUACUAUCUGUGUAAAAUGGUGAAUGAAGGGUUGGAGCCUGAUGGAUAUACUUACAACGUUAUUAUUGAUGGAUAUUGCAAGUUGGGUAUGAUUCAAAAUGCUGACAAGAUUCUCAAGGACGCAAUCUUCAAAGGAUUUGUGCCUGAUGAGUUCACAUAUUGUUCCCUGGUUAAUGGUUUAUGUCAAGAUGGUGACAUAGAGCGUGCUAUGGCUUCAUUUAAAAAAGCUGUGGGAGAAGGAUUAAAGCCUAAUAUUGUUCUAUAUAACACUAUAGUCAAAGGGUUGUCUCAGCAUGGGCUUAUUUUAGAGGCAUUGCAGGUGAUGAAUGAGAUGUCAGAAAAUGGUUGUAGCCCGAAUAUAUGGACUUACAAUAUUGUAAUAAACGGUUUAUGCAAGAUGGGAUGUGUCUCUGAUGCCAAUAAUCUUGUGAAUGAUGCAAUUACCAAAGGCUACAUUCCUGACAUCUUUACCUUUAACACGUUGAUUGAUGGUUACUGUAAGCAGCUGAAAUUGGAGAAUGCAAUUGAGAUUUUGAAUAUAAUGUGGGGCCAUGGUGUUACUCCUGAUGUGAUCACUUAUAAUUCUUUGUUGAAUGGCCUCUGUAAGGCUGCAAAAUCUGAUGCUGUGAUGGAGACUUUUAAAACAAUGGUGGAGAAGGGUUGUGCUCCUAACAUAAUAACAUACAAUAUACUUAUAGAGAGCCUCUGCAAAGCUCGUAAAGUUACUGAAGCUUUGGACUUACUCAAGGAAAUAGAAAAUAAGGGUUUGACUCCAGAUCUCGUUAGUUUUGGCACAUUGGUAAAUGGGUUAUGCAAUAAUGGGAACUUGGAUGGUGCCUACCAGCUAUUUAGAAGAAUGGAACAACAAUACAAGAUUUCUCAUACAACAGCAACCUACAAUAUUAUGAUCAAUGCUUUUUCUGAAAAGCUAAACAUUAAUAUGGCAGAAAAGCUUUUUAAUGAGAUGAGUGACAGAGGCUGUUGUCCAGACAAUUACACUUAUCGUGUCAUGAUCGAUGGCUUUUGCAAAACAGGAAGCAUUAAUUCUGGUUACAGUUUUCUCCUGGAAAAUAUUGAGAAAGGUUUCAUUCCUUCACUAUCAACAAUUGGUCGGGUCAUAAAUUGUCUUUGUGUGGAUCAUAGAGUUCAUGAGGCAGUUGCUAUCAUCCACCUUAUGGUGAGGAAAGGUAUUGUUCCUGAGGCUGUGAACACAAUUUUUGAGGCUGAUAAGAAGGAAGUAGCAGCUCCCAAGAUUGUUGUGGAAGAAUUGUUGAAAAAGUGUAAUAUAACCUAUUAUGCCUACGAACUUCUAUUUGAUGGCAUCAGAGAUAAAAAGCUAGGAAAAAAGAAAGCUUCCUAGUAGAAAUUUGAAGGUAUGAGAAAGAGGUCAUAUUAUGUUGAUAAAUCUUUUUAUUGAGUGGAAGGAGAAAAUAGACAUGACCGGUGGACUGAUUUCAAUGACGCAUGAAGCUUCUACAUCAGAGCUGUUGGAUAGCUGGGCCUGACGGCAUUUGAAAGGAAGUUACAGCAGAAUUCAUGGGUUGAUAUAGACUCAAUUAAGCAGUUGGAGGAUUUGAAUUUUGUCAGAUGAUGCCUCGGAUUGACAGUAAUUUUGAGAUGUCUUGAGAAUAGGCUUAGAGCUUUCUAUAUCCAGUAUCCAUGGGAAUUCCUCUCGGGAAGCCACCAAAAGCGGAAUCUCUAUGUUAGCACAGUCAUGCGGUGUUCUGAUAUAAGUUUUUAGAUAUUACUGGAGAAGGUUAGCUGCUUGGCCAUGGGCAUUCUAUUUUUAUUGAUAACUUUGUCAAAGUAUCUUUCAGCAUUUGUUGCAACAUACUGUCUGGAUUGCAGAACAAAGGGGACGCAAAGAAAAUAUACAAUUGUAAUUGUACUAUUUAAUAUCCCAGAAUAUAGGAAUCGGAAUGUCCAUUAAUUCAAAACUAUCAAGAAUGUGAUGAGUUUGUGUACAACAAUAUACGAGUGAAUGAAGAAGUCAAAUAAAGUCUUCAAUAAGGGGC
This is a messenger RNA of Pistacia vera, 3157 nucleotides long. Its product is annotated as putative pentatricopeptide repeat-containing protein At1g74580. The coding region runs from base 226 to 2502 and encodes 758 amino acids. The transcript has 4 exons. NCBI's taxonomy places the organism in Eukaryota, Viridiplantae, Streptophyta, Magnoliopsida, Sapindales, Anacardiaceae. Gene Ontology annotation, molecular function: protein binding. The record is from RefSeq and is a predicted model, not a curated record.